AUGUCGAUCAUCUAUAUCUCCUCAAGGAUUUUCCUGGAGCCUCUUCUCACUGAACUGAGCCCUGUCACGAUAGCUUCAAUUCUGCCGGACAUUCCAGUGUUUCUUGAAACUGGCAGUGACCUCAAGAUGCUAGCCAUCUUUGAGAAAUGGAACGACACGUCUGGCUUUCAUAUAGACAAUACUGCGAAGUGCCUGUUGCUUAUCCUUUUCAACUUUGGAAUGGACACAGUGGUCUUUCUCCUAUGCUCCAGGAAGCUGUAUACCUCCUUCUUAAACAUGUGCAGUCUGUCCAUCGUCCUCGGUGACUUGACGAUGGUGCUCUACGUGACAGCUGUGUGGUUACUCGGGCCUGAAAGUUCUCCUGUGUCACUUUGCUACUUUUUGGCUCACGCCUCAGCAGCGUUUAAAGCCCUGCCCCUGCCCAUGAUUGCCAUGGGUAUUACUGACUACUGUAUUGAAGAUACCUACUAUGCCAAUAAGAGGUCCUUAUACAAAGUCCUUAGGAACGUGGUACUGACAUUGCUGGUGUGGAUGCUUGCUGUUAUUUACUCCGUUGCUUCUACAAAAGUUGAGCUGAUUGAACUGGUUCAUGUGACAGGGAUAAAGGCUUUGGCGUGUGAGGUAAAGGAGUCCACAUUCAUUACCUACUUCAUUUUUGGGGUUUUCUCUGCAGUCAUUUUGAUGAUGGUGCCCUUUUCAACAAGCAUUCCCAUGUGGGUUAGGGAGGCUGACAGGUUGUCUACAUCAAGGGAAGAACAAGAUAACCAGAGGAGCGACUUGUUCACAUCAACCCCAUCCAAAGAGACAAAAAGCAGUGAGGAAAAUGAUGUGGGGGAGAACAACUGGCUACGGCCACCUCUGGGGCUCAGUCUAACUCUGGGCUUUGCUUUAAUUUGGAUGCCUUAUCUCACAGUGUAUGUGGCUUGUGUGGCCUUUGACUUUGCACUGCCUGCCUACAUCAGUGUUAACGUAUUUUGGCUCGAGUGCACCAACAGCUUACUGGUGGGAGUGGUGUUCUGGGUAAAGAGCAAGUCACAUGGGCCAUACAGCAAUCUACCUGAAAAUGUAUGCGCAUGGCACGUUUUCUGGAAUUUGAGUAAAGGAACAUGGCAGCAGCCGCUCCCUCCAGCUGUGUUUAAUCCAUCAGAAGAGAAGAGAAACCCUCUUUUCUACAUCUGA
Messenger RNA from Limanda limanda (common dab), 1179 nucleotides. Its product is annotated as probable G-protein coupled receptor 160. The record is from RefSeq and is a predicted model, not a curated record. Gene Ontology annotation, cellular component: signaling receptor complex; plasma membrane. Lineage: Eukaryota; Metazoa; Chordata; Actinopteri; Pleuronectiformes; Pleuronectidae. Bases 1 to 1179 code for a protein of 392 amino acids. The transcript is spliced from 2 exons.